AUGGGAAUCGACUAUUGCACCCAUUCUGCGUUAACCAAUGAACGUGGAUGUCAAACCAAUCAUGUGGAGGAAUCGUCCGACCAACCAGCACAUCUCCUGUCCAAGGUGAUCCACGAUUCUGCUCUCCUUGACUACGCUGAUAAACACACAGACCUCAGCAUGGAAUCCCCGCGUUGUACUCCAAACGCGGAAGCAGGUGAAGCCGUUGCCACGGUUGCAUCUUCAGAAUACUGCGACGCCAAUCGCAACGCAGACGAUCUGGAAAACCAGUUCAGUGCAACACGUCCCCAUUUUGCGACAAUGUCAUAUCCACCGGACAUUAUUAGUACAACAGUUAGCGUUCAGCGACCUCACUGCAAUCUGGACUCCUCUCAGCUGGAAAAUUCAUCAGCAGAAGCCAUUUCAACGGAUUCACUGGAAGGGACAUCGUCCUCGACGAAUAAUAAUCUGGACCAAGAUGCGGAAGAGUCAGGAAAGCUAGAAUCUGAUGCCAUUGUGGUAAAGAACCCUACUCGCUUCAGGUAUGUCACGAGUUCGAUGGAUGACCCCUACACGGCAUUGAAACGCGAACACGUUAAGGCCUAUUCUGAUUGGUCACUGGACAAAAUCUCAGGCACCAAUAGGAACACGGGAAUGAUGCCAAUCAACCAACGGGGUUGGUGGUCUCCUUACGUGUCCACGUUUCAAGAUAGACUAGCGCAUUUCAAGCAUAGAAGACGCUAUUAUUUAAAGGCUGCAUCGCAUGAAUUUGACUUUCGCAACGUGACACUGAGAUGGCAGGAUGCGCGUAACCAAAGUCUCAAACACCAACAACGAAACGUCCAUGGAGAUUCCUGCGACACUGUCUCCAACAGCGACUGGAGCUCGUCAGAAACUGAGGAGCUCACCGUGGUCACGCCCGUUUCUCCAUGCGCCUUGAGUGAACUCGAAUCAGUGAAAUCAGCAGGUGAUUGGACAAAGUCGGUAGCCAAUGAGAGAGCGAGCCUUGUCGAGAACUGCAACAGAACUGGAAGAUACCGAAUCUCUGAUGCGUCCGCAAAUUCGAGAGGCAUGGAUACUGAAACCACGAUGAAAUCUGGUGUACCCACAAACGCCAGUGAAUCAAAGGCUCAAACGAAACGACCUUGGAGAAAUUCACGGAGAAAGAAAGAAAGAAAUGGUCUCCUAACGCCCGGUGCACCCUCCAGCAAUGACACGCUGAGUCUGGAUCGACGAGAUAACCUUGUAUUCAAGAACCAUCAGUCGGAGACGAAAUCUUCCAGUGAUGGCAUCGCACGCGGAAGCUCAGUUUUCUUCGACAUGGAAGACGAUGGCUUUGGAAAUUCGGCGAUGUCUCAACUACUUGCCCAAGUCACUGAUCUGCUGACCACGUCUGCAAGCGACGACGCGCCGUUUGAGCUCCAAUUCUCACCAGCAUCGAUUCAGUCGCUUAAAGCCGAGUUAAGCCAGUUGCCACCUAGGCAACGGUUGCAGGAGCUGCCCGUUUUGACGAGAAUUUUGCAUCGAACCCGUUCGCAGAGUCCUCUUCCUACCAACCUUCACGAGCUGCAUGCUCUCGAGGGUGAACUCUUCGACUACUUGGCCAAAGACAGCGACCAGAAGAUGGAUCCACUCAUGACCCUUCAGCGUUGUCUUGGCUCGUCAAAGGUGAGACCGCCUUACAACAGGUUCCUUCAACUCCACCUUCGCUCUCUCCUACUUCAUCCAGAUAUACAGGAGAGCAACGAGAUGAGGAUGCACCUCCAGAACUUGCUCAAGCGUCUUGAAGACUCUCCACGUGGACUCGACCUCACUGCCAGCGACUCCAACUUACUCCUUGAAUUGGUCACAACUGCCAAUGUGCCAAUCUUCAACGCGAUCUCCACACCACCUACAAUCUUCAAUCACCGUGAUUCACCACUAAUACAAACUGCCAUGCGAAUUGCGGAUACUGCAAUGGGUUUGCACAAACUCGCUCAAGGUGGACAGAUUCGACGUGAGGAACACGAGAACUUACUCAGAGACACGGAAAACCUCUUGGCAGCAGCUGACGAAACACCAUGCCCAUUAGCUCGCUUCGUUAGCGGUAUCAUACCAGCGGAAGAUAAGGCUCGGCUUGGUUGCCUGGUUCACGAUCUCCUAGAUGCCUCAAGAGAUGUAGCAAUCUACCAGAUUCCGCGGGAUAAAUCGUGCGAACUCGAUGAAAUAUCGGUUCGUUUGGGUGAAGUAGCUUUACUUUGUGCCAAAUUCAAAGUAGCAAAGGCACACCAUAUCGUCAAAAAUCGAUUCCGCCUCACGCCCAACAGCUUCCAUCGUGUCUGUGUGAUCGGACAAACGGAUCAGGGUCCAAUAAAGGAGGCAUUGUCACUGAUUCGGGCUGCUAAUUUAGCCAAAAGUCAAGAUAUCCAGACUUUCAACGACCUUCUUACCGAAGAUGCAGAAGUCAAGUUGAGUGAGGCCGACGCAGUUUAUCUUGAGCACAUCCUGACUUGCGGGCUUGAUUUCCAACCUUCCAACACCACUUCAAGGCAGUCAGCUGAUCUCACCCCCAAGUCGACUCUGUCCCAGCAAAACACCGACGAAUUCCUCCUAACCGUCGACAACUCCGUCGUGAGAAAUCCGUUUGCACUCACGACGACCCCCGAUUCGAGUAAUGACACCGAGAAUGACGCUAGAAUGGCGAGUGUGAGCAAAUUUUUCAAUUGUGAAGAGGAAAAUGCCUACGAGAAUGAAAGCCUCAUUAAACCGGUUGACGCAAACACCUCAACACUGGGUACUGGGGUUUAUCGCGGGGAUCUGAGCUUGUCAAGUGUGGAGUUGGUGAGUAAGAAGAGCACGCUACCCCAGAGCGACGCGUUGUGCUACUUUAAACUACUGCCAGAGGCGCUGCUUUUGCGAAAUCUGAUUGGCGCAAUGCAACGCAGCCCAAGCCACUUAUUCGCUUACAAACUUGCGCCAUUUCAAAUUAUCCAAUUGUGUGAUUGCGUUCGAAAACUCAGUUCGGUUGAACCGCGUUCGGAGGACUGUAAACUAAUCAAAAAGCUAUCGACGGAGGCGAAUCGACAUUUAAAGGUCAAAUUGAAAGCCAAAACAGUUAGUCGUGUGCGUGGUUUUUAUCGACGCGUUCAAGCGCCUAUUCUUCGCAGCAGUUUCAACAAACUGACAAGCAUUCUGUCCGACAUUGAUGGCCACCGAGCGGACACAACGGGACCAGAAGUACGGCUGAAUUCGGAGAACACAUUUUACCUCGCAGAAAUCUGUUUUGCUGUCUUAUUCGAUGUCACUGACUCCCUGUCCUUGUUCUUCCUGGAGCAAAUCAAGCACAAGUGCAUUGUCAGUUCUGGAAAUGCGAUCAUUUUAACUGCGAGAGAGUUUAAGAAGCUCCUGUAUCUCGCUAGAGAGGCUACGGAACGGUUCGGAAAGAUCGGUAGCGAAUCUGUGACUGGUGAGGAAACUGCUGAUAUGUCCAUUCGACUGCUCAGUCUCUACAAAGUCCGCGCUCUGUUGAAAUCGUCGGGUAGUGCUGAUACCAAGGGUAUUUCAAAGCGCCUUCUGCAGAGGCAUGCGUUGACGCAGCUAUUCAACCAGUUCCCCGAGAAAGCCAUCAAGCGACUGUACUCGAACGUGGCAUUUCACGUAUUUGUUGCAGAAUCUGACUGCCUUCCAGAGGGGACGCAGGAGGAACUCCUGAACGAGUUGUCCGCACUAAUAAACACCUGCGAACGCACCACCAACGCGCUGCCAGAAACCGUGAAUAACUUGUUUUCGCCGAAAUCGAAGCAUGCCAAACUCAUUGACGCGCUCAAAUCCAAGUUUGUAGUGAGUUCCGUGAAUAACCGUCAACUCAACUGCGAUCCGACGGUCCUCGGUCAGUGGAUAACCUCUCUCACGUCCAACGAGGACGUCCUAAUUUCGGAGUACUCAGAGUCGGAGUUGGAUGACAUGCGACAGUUCCUGCUCACCCAACCGGAGACGCAAGAGUUGAAUGAGGGCAAUUUGACGGAAGAGUUGAGUCUGUCGGGUUCAGACAAGAGCCUGGCCAGUUUUGAACCACCGAAGUUAACUGGAGUUGUCUCAAUGUUGGCAGGACCUGCGCAAAACUCACCUCAGUGCAAUCUCUUAUUCGUGCUCUUGCUAGAGGCACUUAUUAAACAGUUUGAUCAGCCAGUAAUUUUUAUUAAUCGGUCAAUUUUCGACGAAAUUCAGGGCUUCACAUCCACCUCAAACAAUGGUUCAGGUGUUGUUGAGGAGACAAAUAUUGAUGCCCUGGAAACCCUACCGGAUUCGCUUGAGGCUGUUGAUGGUGAACAGCAGUUUGACGAAGCCGUGGCUUACUUAACUGACCUUCUGCUGAAUCCCGACAACCUCGUGCCACCAGAGCAAUUCGUAGUCGCGACAAAGAUGCUUCGACAUAUUCAAGCAGCAUCCAGCACUCCCUUGUCUGACAAUCAGCUAUCAGAGCUUAACGUUCUAAAGACUGACGUCUCAGAGUUUAGUCAGGAAGUUGGUGGUUUUCUCAACUCCGACAACUCACUCCUCUUUGCCAUUGCGUCACUGAGAGGGCUGCGUUCAAGACUUGAAGGCCAAGGUCCGAGACCUGCCGAUUACACGGAAUUAGUUUUUGAUCUUGGUGUUAGUCGGAGCUACAUUUCACCAGAUCAGCAGCUUUGGUCGGCUGUUCUAGCUCUGGAAAGACAUUUGCGACUCGCAUUGGCUGAUAACACCACGCCUGAAAUCAACCCAACAACUCUCGAAAGGGUUGAGGUAUUCCUUGAACAGAAGCUGGCCAAUGACCUUGUGAUCACGACCUCGCAGAGCAUUGAACGACUCAUGGACAGCAGGUACAUUCAAGACCGUGGUUUGUUGAGCACUCUACAGUUCAUCUGCAUCGCGUCAGUUCUCAUACCGGUUCACAUCGAAGUAAAACUUCUGGCCAUGCUUCUUUGCCGACCGAUCACAUCCCUCUCCACCGAGGACGUCACCAUGGUUCGCGAAAUUCUCAUUGAAUUCGCCACUCACCUACAGCUUCCACGCAAACCCGACGUCAGACAAGUACGUCUGCUGAUACCGUUUCUACCGCUAGCAUUGGACACUCAAGAUGUCCGAGGUAGUGUUAACUUUGACAAACUCCUGACAACCGUCUGCGUGGCAAACGAGCUCGCUGUAGAUAUGAAGGGACCAGCGAAGGCCAAAAUAAAUCAUGCGUUGGCGCAGAUAUUUUGGGCAGUCUUCUUCACUCACGAACAACUAACCUCUAGCGGGUUAUUUGGUCGCCUGUUCAAGGAGACUACUAACUUUGCGUCGGAGUGGUUGUCUUCGACUUGCCAGACAGACAGUGGCUUUCAUGAAUUUUUCUUCCACGAAUUCUUCUUCAUUGCUUCAGGCGUACCUCUUGAUCUAACAGCACAGCUCUCGCACUACGUCGAAAUGAAGUCUUCAGUGAAGACAGCACAGUUAAUAUCUGAUCUAAAGGAGGCUUCUUAUCGUUCAGAGUCGUACUUCCAUCUGUUGCAGUCACUGUUUGUGAUUAGAGUCCUCAUGGAGCGCACAUCACCUCAGGUUACUCUCUCAAACGACCAGUUGGUGACGGUGUACCAUGCUGUUGCUACCUGCUUCCAUUCUGGGUACUUCCAUGGACGUCUAGAAGGCAAGGUUGGACUGGCACACGUGCUAAAUCGGAUCGAGGAGGUCAUUAGCUCCGAAGAAUCACAAGUAAACCUGAGCGAACUGCUUUUUGUGAGUCCGCACAUUCGAAAAUUUGUUGAGGCCACCCUAGUUGAAGCUGGGAAGGCACUACUUGAAGACUUGCGCUCCCGCAUAGCUCCAGUUAUCCUCCUUCUGAGCAACGAGACAGGCAAUCCGCUGAUGGCUCCAGAUCCUGUUCUGGUCCGCGAAGGUCUGGAAGCAAGUCUGAGCGGUUUCUUCUACUUGCCGCCUUCAGCAGUCAGCUGUGCAGUGCGCCUUCUCAAUGGUUUGGACGCCUCCGCGCCAUCAGUCGAUGACUUGCGUUCAACCUGCCACAUUAUCAACAACCUCUUCCAAGAUGACGCGUGUAGACUUGAAUCUGGAAGUGCAACCGUGAUCGAUUAUUUCGUCGAUUUGAAGGACAACACAGACCUGUUAACUGACGUCGCGUUGGCAAUGAGGAAUCUUGAUAACUUACUCUCCAGCAAGGCGCUUCAGUCAACCAACGAUGUCACCCUAUUUUUCAACUCACUCUUCACGCUUUCACGAAGUGUUCGUCUGAAAGAUGUCCAAACAAGGAGGCUGGAUGAAGUGAUCACCUCGGAAACCGUUGUCUCUUCCCCAACUGAGAGCUUUUCCUCCUUCUCGGUGAGUGGAAACGUCAAGAUUAGCAGUGGCACAGACGCAUUUCAGAGUUUAGAGUCUUCACCGGCCGUGAAAAACGGAUUCGCAGUGUCCGCACCACCAGACAAAUGCACGCUCAUUGCACACCGUGCCAUCGAUGUCAAAUCUCUCAUCGACGACAUCAACAACAACGACAGGAGAUCAGCAUCGAUGCUAGACGCCCUUAUUGACGCCUACCAUUACUCACGUGUACUGAUCCAAUCGGGACGGUCGGUCAAAAGAUGCGUUGAUGGCCUGUCCGAUGUUUUCAAAGCACUCGCAGAUUACUUGCCGUCGAAUGGGCAGCCUCUUACUUUAAUUCAGAUUAAAAUCCUCAGGCAACUCGCCAACGAAUGCGCCUGGCACCUCAGUAGACACCUCAGAGAAGCAAUGGUGUGUGAAGAUAUUGAGCUGAGCCUUAAAUUACUACAGGGUUAUUUGAGUUUGGCGCUGCCAACGAGCACUACAACACCGGUCGCAGCUCAAGAACUCGUGUCACUUCGAUUAGCAAGCCUGGAGGAUGAUCUGGCCGCGGCUGACUUGAUUCGCUUUGUUAAAGGCAAUCUAGAAGCCGAAUCAGAGGUUUCCAACAACGACGUGACAUUGGUGGCUCUCCAAGGAGCACAGAAGGCUCUGGAUGGGUUCGCGCUGAACACCGUGGAGCAGAUCUGCCUGCUCUACGCGUUAGACCAUCAAAGUGACCUUCUCUUUGCCGAUUUGGGUGCAUCUGUGAACUGGACGGAAGAGUGGCCCCUUCUGUUAACUGGUGCACAACGGCAGCAUCUGGAAGAGAGGGUUCAGGAGUGGACUCGAACGAUUGCCAGCUUGUCGGCCGAACUGGGGGUGGCGCCACAGAAUGCGAUUAGUGCCAGCAAGUGGAUAAGUGCAGGAUUAGCUACCAAUGCAGCCCAAAGUGACGUUACGGGCACAAUUGACUCAAUUUGCAACGACGCACUGUCAACAGAGACUCGCAACCUGGUUGAACAGCUGCGUGAAGCAGCUGAACCGUCCACGCGUGACGUUCACGAUGUCGCUCAGCUGAUCAAGUUACGCCUAGCAACCACGCCAUUAGACGGAUUCGUUACUCUGACGAGUAUUCAGACCCUCGAGCUGGUAUCUGCCCUUAGAGCUCUUUCAAAGCAGACAUCAUGGUGUGCACAAAUAUCGGACAAGCUAUCACAAACCUGGAAACGUCUUUGUCUAGGUGUUGCGUGCAGUCUGGCUUGUGGCGAUACAAUCACACGCGUUGAACUGCCCGCAAAGUACCUCCAUUCCCAUGCGAUAUUAUCCAUCAUUCACCACCACCACCACCACCCCUCGUCUGUUUCUAUUGAACAAGACAGUUGUGUCAAUAGUCGCUCGAGUUUGCCGGACCAAGCCGAUUCAGGUGUCGCCGAACGCAAUGAAAAUCCUCCACGUAUCAGGCAGUUUGGCAGUUCUCUAUCCUUUACCGAAAGAAUUCGAAGGCGGGUAAGAAGCACCCAGUCGAUGGGAACGAUUUCAAGGAUCACGAAGCCCCCCCAACACCCUUCCCUCCCCAAACGUCUGCAUCGUGACGACUUCGACUGGUCCAGUCUGUCAACAACCCUCUCCACAGAGAGCCGACGCAGUUCACUGGACCGGCUUCAUGAACUCAUUGAAAUUCGUCGUGCCGUGGUCGCUGGAUCCGCGAAAGAGUUGCAUCGUCUUGGAUACGGGAACCCCCUAAUGGAGAAGACGUUGCCUGUGCGGUGCAAGAAGCCGGACAAAUUGGACUUGAGUCUUUUGCGGAAGCGUUGUGAGGAGCACACAGACCGACUGCUGCGAUGGGCAGCGUACGAGCAGGAUCAGUCGAAGAUGUGCACUCAUUCAAUGCAGCAUAACUUCAGACUCCUCAACGUUGCCUCCACUGACCCGAGGAAUAGACGUUAA
Messenger RNA from Mesocestoides corti, 8238 nucleotides. The record is from the annotation of a GenBank genome assembly. Lineage: Eukaryota; Metazoa; Platyhelminthes; Cestoda; Cyclophyllidea; Mesocestoididae.